AUGUCAGAUUCGAAUAUACCAACCAGCAACUCGUGGGCUGAUCUGGAUGACGAGGAAGAUGGCAAGGUCACUUUCAAAGGUUUAAACCCAUCAGCAAAUUCGUUCAACCCUUCUUCUUCCUCCUCCUCUUCCACACAACAGCAACAGCAACAAGAACAACAACAGAGUGAGUAUACUUUUAUUUCCUGCAGGGAUAGUAUGUGUAAGAGGGAGGGACGUGCAUUUAUCCAUGCGUAUGCUGGUGGGAGAAGCUUACUGCCCUCGCGUACCAUACACGGAUACAAAGAUUAA
Messenger RNA from Kwoniella mangroviensis CBS 8507, 291 nucleotides. RefSeq lists its product as uncharacterized. The record is from RefSeq and is a predicted model, not a curated record. The transcript has a single exon. The coding region runs from base 1 to 291 and encodes 96 amino acids. Lineage: Eukaryota; Fungi; Basidiomycota; Tremellomycetes; Tremellales; Cryptococcaceae.